ACUUGAAGGGUCGGAACAAAAAGGCGGUAGUUGUAAACAUUCAGAAGAAUGAGUAUAUCUCUUCUUUUCGACGAGGAGGCGUAUGAAAAGAUUUCUGAAGUUAAAAAACCAAUAUUUGUAUUUGACUGGCUGUGUUCACUGGAAAAACGAUUAGUGGCAGAAAAUAGACAGGCUAUCAAGGAAUGCCAAGAAGAUCUUGUGCAACAACUGUUGUCUCACCUGACGCAUGCUCCUGGACGUCCAACACACAAGCUUUUGGGCCGUUGUUUCGCUAACCUAUUUUUAGUGGGAGACUCGCUUUUGCUUUAUACAGCAGUGAACACAUGUAACGCGCUUCUAAAAUCCCGAGAUGAUGGACUUGCUUGCAUCAAUAGUCGUCUAGCUGCAUUAAGCUGCCUCGGAGCCAUAUACAAACGCCUUGGACGUAUGAUAGGUCGGUCUUUUGAAGACAGCGUUAUCAUAAUGGUGAAGUUGAUCAAGCAGUCUGAGUCACUAGUUCGAUGUGAAAUUAUGAACACAUUGUGCAGUUUGGUUGAAGGUGUUGGUUCAGCCAGUAUUGUGUGUCACAAAGAAAUAUAUAAAGCAGUGAAAAUCUGCAUGACGGAUCGAGUACUCUAUGUGCGUGUUGCUGCAGUGAAAUGUCUUUACUUCCUGGUUGACCAUUCUCAUUCAAUUCAUACCAACGCAUUAGAAGCUACUGUAAGUUUGUGUUUGCGAUGUAUGGAUGGAUCCAAUUAUACAACUCGACUUGAGACCGCACGUACUUUGGGUCAUUUGUUAGCAAAAACUCAGCGUAAAAGGGUUGCAGAUACAGGAUCUGAUGCAUCCAGCAGUGGAACAGUUGGGACGUCUAAUAAUUCGCGGAGUAAACCUAUCCCACUUACAGAUGCAUUGUCAUUAUUGUCGUCAGGAUUUUUGAAAGGUCCAGGUGGGUUUUUAAAAGGUACCAGUGCUACUGAUAUGAUUAAAGGAACUAGUCCAGUUAAUCGAGAAGUUCGUGUUGGUGUAACGUAUGCUUACAUCGAAUUUAUUGUUGAAAUGGGGCCGUUAUGGUUUGAAACUAAUCUGUCAACUAUACUGACACAUUUAGUGAAUCUUUUAUUAGUUCCACGUGCUACACCAACGCAUGUCGAGGCUAUAUAUGCACGUCAAUGUAUACAAUAUCUAUUGGGUACUGUAUUUCGACACUUAUUGCCUGAAUCAAUUCAAUUAGUUGCGAUUAGUGAAUUGAUAAAGAUAUUAGUAUAUCAUUUACAAUAUUUACAAAAUCUUCAUGUGAAUGAAUAUUCAAUGAACGACGGUGAUGUGUUUCAACAGAUAUUCUCUUCAUCCUCUUCUUCCGUAACACCUACUCUUAAUAAUAAUGGUAAUACAAACGAACCAUCAGAUUCGUUACCGAAUGAUAUUUUCAAUGAGACUGGUAUCAACGUAACACAUGGGGAUAAUCAGGCAACUAGUAAUGUACGUAAUUUGGAUAGUGUUGUGGAACCGGAUAGUGGAAAAGUGAAACGUGGAAUUGGGCGUCAAGUAGCAACAGCGACAAUAACGACAACAGCUACUACGGGUGGUAGCAGUUCCCGUUCGAAUCGCGAACAACAACAUCAGCACUUAGUUAUUUGUGUGUUAGAUAUAAUUAGUCAAUUAAUUCGUUGGUUAGAUUCACUAGUUGUUCAACUUUUGGAUCAACCCAUUCAACUAACUGAUGUACUAUGCACAUGUUUAUCACAUCCAGUACAGGCGGUUCGUUUGGCAGCUGCAUCGUGUUUAAGGCAGUUAGUAAUUGUUGUACCAAGCCAACGCAUCCCUUUAUUAAAUAAAUGUUUACAUUGUUUGCAACAAUCUCAUAGAUAUAGUGCUGAAACACUUUUAGGCGUUACUUUCGGCAUAACUGGACUUCUAGCUGGAGUUAAUUAUUCUAUUCUUGGUUUGCCGAAUAAUGUACCAGAUCAAUUGUUUAGUUUAGCUGAAGAGCUUCUACGUGCGGCCAAUCAAAAUAGCCGAUUCGCAUUGGCUCGUACUCAAAGUGGUUGGAGUUUAUUAGCUGCUUGUAUAACUCUUGGACCAAAUGUUGUCAAGCCUCAUUUACCUAGAAUGUUGUUAUUUUGGCGUAAUGCAUUUCCACGCAGUUUACGUGAGCUGGAAGCGGAGAAACAGCGCGGUGACGCUUUUACUUGGCAGAUUAUGCUGGAAUCCAGAUCGGGUGCAUUAUGCUCUAUACAAAGCUUUUUAGAAUAUUGUUCACCACAAUUACUUACUGAAGAUAUAAUUCAUCGUCUUUUACCGCUUAUUGAAUGUGCAUUAAAUAUGCUUGGACAAAUGAAUGAUAUUGUUCGAAUUUAUGGAAAUCACUUAAAAAUAAUAGCUGGUUUUAUUCGAUUACGACUUUAUCGAAUUUUACUUUUACUACCAUCUACAGCAUACACUAGUUCUUAUAGUACAAUUUUACGUGAAUUAGUAGCUGAAUUCACGUUAACUGAUAAUGUAGCAAAUGUAACAACCUCUUUAUUGAAGUCUUUAAGUUGUUCUGAAGACAGUAUCACACUUGGAUCAUGCUUACAGGAUACAGAUCAAAGAUUAUUAGAGGAACAAUUACAAUCGACUAUAUUAAACAAUUCACCUAGGGCAUUAGAACAUGAUCCUUCUUACCUAUAUCUACAUGAUGGUGUUAAUAAUUUACUGGCUACUGAUGUUACCUUGACAAAUAUAUCGAAUACUGAAGAUGAGAAUGAUGAAAAUCUAUCAUUGACAGCUGGAACACUGUUUCAUGGCCCAUCACAUACUUUACUAAAUAAUAAUGGUACUUUUACCACUUCUAAAUUCUACAGUAUUAAUUCUACCUCAAAUACUAAUACUAAUAAUUUAUCAUGUGGACAUAAUCUUGGAAAUUUUACUAAUUCCACGCUUUCAUGUGCAUUACAAUUAACUGGACCUAUACCUGUUAGUGUUACUGUAAUAGAUGCAUCAAUUGAAUUGUUUGGUCGUUUAUUUGCUUGUGUUUCUAUUCGUCAUCGUACGCAAAUGUUAGAACAUUUUACUGAAUGUAUUCGUCUUACAAAAUCAAUACGCCAAGAAGCUGUACAAAUUAAUGUUUUCGCUGCUUUAUUAAGUGCAUUAAGACAUUUAGCUGAAACAAAAUCUACAUUCGGUGAUGAUCCAGCGUUAAGAAAAGCUGCUACAAACUUAAUUUUUGCUACUUUGACCAGUCCAAGUGUUCUACUACGUUGUGUGGCUGGUGAAUGUCUUGGAAGGCUUGCACAAGUUGUUGGCGAAUCUGGAUUUUUAGCAGAAUUAGCUCAACAAAUUUUUGAACGUUUGCGUGCUAUUCGCAAUCCGAUUGCAAGAGCUGGUCAUUGUUUAGCUAUUGGUUGUUUACACAGUUAUGUCGGUGGUUUGGCGUCUGGACAACAUCUAAGUUCAAGUGUCGGUGUACUAUUAGCUAUUGCACAAGAUUCCAGUGUGCCCGAAGUACAAGUUUGGGCAUUACAUGCUCUUGCACUAGUUGCGGAAUCAGGUGGCCCAAUAUUUAGAGAAUAUAUUGAACCAAGUUUAAACUUAGUACUUCAGCUAUUAUUGAAAUCACCAAGCGCUAUGCAUGAAAUUCAAAGAAGUCUUGGUCGUUUAUUUGCUGCGUUAAUUACUACUUUGGGACCUGAAUUACGUGGUACAAGCGCUGGUAUAACGUCUGUUCGACAUUCAUGUUUAUUAUGUUGUAUGAUUAUGCGUGAUUCACCGGAUGCUCUACUACAAGCUGAAGGUAUAGCCUGUCUACAACAAUUGCAUAUGUUUGCUCCAAUGCAUGUUAAGUUAGCUGGUCUGGUUCCUGAAUUACAAACCAGUGUGUCCAGUUUCCAUUUGGUCUUGAGACGUGCAGCAUUAUCAUGUUUACGACAAUUAAGUCAAAAAGAGGCUAAGGAUUUGUAUGGUUGUAUGACACUAGGAGGUUUGUUAGAAGAGAAACCUUCUCCUGUUCUCUCUUCAUUUUCUGCUAUCUCCAAUAAAAAUGAUAUGAAUAGUUUUUCGAAAUCAACAACUAGUGAGAAAUUAGAAAAAAAGUUAUUUAGUUUACUUGAUGUUGAAAUGGACUAUCAACUACGCCGAGACAUUGAAGAUACACUUAUUGGAAUGUUGGAAGCAACUGGUACCUCACAACUUUCGUAUUGGUUUACAUUAUUGAAAGAAGUAUUAUUGGUUUCCACCUCACUGAAAACUGAUUUGACCAGUGACAGUAAUAUUGUUAUCAGAAAUUCUAUACAAAAAUCAUCCAGUACGAACGAAUCAAACUCUAUUGGGGGAGAUAAACUAUCUUCCAUUAAUAACGAUGAUGUAGAUAUAAUGACUGUGUCUGAACGAAAUAGUCGUGUAGACGAAGAAAACAUUAGUGGUUCUAUUCAACCAGAAGAUAAUGAAUAUGAGGAUGUUGACAUUAAUUUUAAACCAAAACAAUCUAAUCAAGAAAUUAAUCAGUUAUUCACUGUCAAAAUUAGGGCCAGAUGCUCAACACGAAUUUUUGCAAUCAGUUGUUUGCGUAUCCUGAUAUCUAACUGUGCCAGAUUGUGCAAUACAACAUUUGUAAAUGAUUCUCUUCCGUAUAUGAAAACAUCUGUAAAUGAUGGUGAUACUACUGAUGAUUCGUUAAUAAAUUCCAAGUCACUCGCUCAUUUUGAUUUGGCUAAAGCUAGAAUCCUACGUUCUCAAUCGGGAAAAUCCGAUUGGCUUAUUCUGUACCUGUCUGAUUUAAUUCGUGUAGCUUUCAUGUCAGCCACAUCGGAUAGUGAACGACUUCGUAUCACAGGUUUAAAACUUAUGCAAGAUGUUAUUCAAAGAUUUUCCCUAGUACCAGAUCCAGACUAUCCAGAUCAUGUUAUUUUGGAACAGUAUCAAGCUCAAGUUUCAGCUGCACUACGACCAGCGUUUAUGAAUAGUUCAUUGUUAAAUUCAUUCGACAGUAUAACAGUUGCACAAUCUUCAACUACCAAUAAUUCCGUAUUAUCUGGUCCAGUUCAACCUAAUCCAGAACUGCUAUCUAUAGCAUGUCAAGUGUGCAGUACAUGGCUUACUUCUGGCGUUGGUCGUGAUCCAGAAGAUUUACGUCGUGUACAAGACCUUCUAAGACAAGCAUUUGAUAAAUUAAAACUUAACAUAUGCACUGAAGAUCACUCAUCCAAUGUGUCUGCACAAAGUCAACGAGUAGAACCAUCCCAAUCGAUAUCGGAAAAUUCUGCAAUAGUUGAGAAACUAUCUGUUUUAGCUGCUUGGGCUAAAGUUUACAUUUUGACAGCUGGGCAUAGUAAGAAAUGGGAAAAUAAAUUACACCAAAAACAACAACACCUGAUCACUAGUCAAUCGUCUCAGGUCUUAGAUGAUGAACAAUUGAUGGAUGAUGAAUCAGAUGAUAUGAUGAAUGAUGAAAGUGAAAAUGACAAUGAUUCCGACUACAAUAUAAUCAUUAAAGGAAUAUCAAUAGAAGAUAUCACAUUAUUCGUUUGUAAACCUGCUCCUUACCUUCAGUCGAGUAGUUGUUCUGCCGCGUCAAGUAAAUUUAUCUACCAUUUAUUAUCGAAAUGGAUUCAACCGAUUCUCCCAAAUUUAAGUAAUGCUUGGUUAGAUGCACUAAAAAAUUAUGCAUAUAUGUGUCUACCAGAUAAUUUGUCAACUCAACACUCAUCUAUCUUACUAUUCAAUGUCAAUAAUAGUUCUAUUAAUCAUAAUCUUGAUCUAAUACGUGGAUAUUAUGCACGUUAUUGGCCUUGUAUGACAUAUGCAUUAGCUUUAUGGUUAACUAAUAAUGAAUUAUGUGUCGAAGAGAUUGAUACAAAUUUAUCAAAGAAUGAAAUGUCGAAAUCAGCUCGACAAUUCUUUUUAAUUCUAGGUAUGUGUGCAGAAGCUAUGUGUAAUCCAACGUCCAAACAACCAAUAUCCAUUAUUCAUACAUGUUUGCGUUGUAUUCUAUGCCUAUUGAGUAAGCCGAAAUUUCGUGCUUAUCUGAUGCAAUCAUCAACAGAAAUAUCUAUUGAACUAUUACAAAUAUUACAUCGACUUAUACUUACUCGUGAUUGUGUAGAAACACAUUUAUUAUGCUUAGCCAAUGUGAUUCAUAUCAUGAUUGCUAGUAAUGAACGUUUAAUUAAAGAACGUGAUAAUUGGUUAACUAAAGAAUCAACGCAGAAUGCAUCUAGUAUGUUUAUUUCACCAGAAUCACAAAAUUCGAAAAAUAAUUGUAUGACAUCAAGUACAAUGUUACAAACUACUGGUCUAAUUGACACUCAAUUAUAUGAACAUGGUGAUGGAGGCUAUUUGUCAAAAUUUUUUGAUCGUAUCACUAAUAAUUCUAAUAUGGACUAUGAUGAAUUUAAUAAAACAUCGAUUAACUGUCAAAUGAAUAAUGGUAUAUAUGGAGAGAAAACAUUUGCUGGUUUACAUCCUGAAAGAUCAAUUGUAUUUACAUGCUUAGAAAUUGUUGUCUGUAUAGUGGCACGCUAUCAAUCACAAAUUGUCAAACAAUUUCCUCUUUCCAAUACUAAAGAUGAUGUUGAAUGUAAAAAUCAUAUUAUUCCAGAGACAACAUGCGCCUCCGAUGUAAAUGCUCCACUUGUUCUAGCAACAGCUUUGAAAUGUUUAAUCCCAUUAAUUGAUCUAUGCGCUCCAAGAACUCUUUUAAGCACAUUAAGACUUGCUAAACAAAAUCAAAAUUUUCAAUCAAAUGAUUGUGUGAAUAGUAAUAUUAAUGUUGAAAGUGAGAUUAAUCAUCCAAAUACAUCUCAAGCAUCAAUACAUCAACAAGAAUGCUUAUUGCCAAUUCUGUUAGAUUUAUCUAAAGAAAUAGCAAAGAGUAUAUUAAUAAAACCAAUUCAAUGUUCGAAUGUGAAAAAUAAUUUUGCCAAUAAUCCAUUACAAACAAAUAAAUCAAACGAGAUCUACGGUGUUAAUAAUAAAAACAGCAAUUAUACUAAUAAUAAUAGUAAUAAUAAUAAUCUAUCCAUAUUGAAACCAUAUGAUCUAACAUGUCAAUCAUCGAAUUUAUUCACUUCAUAUUUAAUUGGUGAAGAUGAAACAGAAAUCUCAUCAACAACAACUAAUUUAUCUGUAUGCGCUGUUAAUGAACUAUCAACAUCAGUGAAAUCAUGUCAACAAUAUCGUUUUAUUAAUCAAUUCAUUGGUUGGACUGAACAAUCAGCUGAAUUAGCUGAAGUUUAUAUUUCAUUAUUGAAUAAAUUGGCUGUGCAUCAUUAUCCUGCUUUAUCAGCCAAUUCACCUAAUCAAGAUUUAAAUGUGAAUAAAUAUUCGGUGCAUUUAUCACAAACAGCUGAAAUUCAACCGGAUAGUAGUAGUAUUUCUAGUGUAAAAGAACAAUGUAAUAAUUCAAUUAAUUCUAAUGUCAGUCAAUCUUCAACGAUGGAUAUUAUAAAUGAGAAUACAGUGUUAAAUGCGUUCACUGAAUGGUAUCAUUUAAUUUCAGUUAGUCUAUUAUCAAUCCUACGUCAUGAACAUGAUAAUGAAACAGGAGUUGAUAAUUCUUCACUACCUAAAUGUUGUCUAGCAUCAGCUUAUCUAGUCAGCCGUAUAUGUGCCAAGUGUCCUAUUCAAAUUUUUAAAUCAACAAAUUUAGUCAAUGAGCUUUCAGAACUGCUUUGUCGUGGAUGGCAUUUAUCUCCAAUUUCUGACAAUCAAUCAAAUGGUGUAAUGAAUAAAGAUGCUAAUUCAUUGGAAAAUCCAUUAAUGGAUAUUUCUAAAUUAUUUGAAUCGAAGCUUUUGCAAAAUCGAAUAAUAUGCUUAAGAUCAUUUGGAUUGUUAUGCAAUCAUCAUGAAUCUUCAAUUAGAUCAUUGUUUAUCAAAACAUUAACUCCUCAAGUAUUUCAUUGGUUAUAUGAUCUAACUAAUAUUGUUGAAAUGUAUUCAUCUAAACAACAACAACAACAAAAGUUAAAUACAUCACCUGAUUUAUUCAAUAUUCAAAUUAAUCUAAAUGAACUUGCUUUAUGUUUAAAUGAAGCAUUUGAUUUACUUACUUCAAUAAUUCGUAUCGUUGAAAGUUCAAAUCGUCAAGCUUUAUUAUUAAUUUAUUUACCAUUAUUAUGUAAUCUACUUACAAAUGAAUCAUCUGUUAUAUUAAACCGGUUAAAUUAUAAAAAUAAUAUUAUUUCUAUUACAAAUUCAUUAGAUUUAAUUUAUUUCAUACAUAUUAUUACAUUAAAACAUAUUAUAACAAUAGCUCCAUGUUUUCCAAAUGAAUUUCGUUCAACGUUUCAACUUCUUAAUGAUUUUAAAUUACGUUUAGAAAAUGCAAUGAAAUUCUCUACUCCAUUAAUUACUACUACUACUACUACUAAUAAUAAUAAUAAUAAUAAUACCAAUCAUGAUUAUAAUCAUUCGAAAUAUCAAUUAACCAAUAAUAUCCCAUUCAUUCAUAACAAUCAAACAAUUCUGAAACAUAAUCCUCAAUCGAAUUUAUCAUCAAUUAAAUUGAAAACAGAUUUCAGUAAUUAUACAUAAAUCAAUAAUGAUAAUUAUCAUCACGUUUAUAAUAUAAUAUAAUUAUUCAACUUCGUUAUAAACUUAAUUAUAAGUCAAUAUCUAUCAUUUGUAUGUAUUUAUAUGAUCUCAAAUGAUGAUCAUUUCAUUUUGUUUUUGUCUUAUUUGUUUAAUUUAUGUUCUUCUAGCUUUGUUGCUUGUUCUGUCAUAGAAAUAGUUGUUAAGUUCUUUGAUAUAAUUAUCACUUAUAAUAGUGAUUCUUAUGAUUGAUAUUAAUUGAUAUGCAUUUUAUCCGGUUAAAUUAUAUUGCCUUCUCUUCCACCUUUUUUUAAAAUAUUUUUGCUUUCUUUCUUUCUUCUAACUUUUGUUCUCUAUCUUCAAUGAAUUUGUCUACAAUCAUUAUUGAAUGUAAGAAGUGGAAACAACAAAUCUAUAUUGAUUGAAUUAGGUUUAUUGUUGUUAAUGUUGACUGGAUCACCUCAUUUAUUAUCUCAGUAUAAUUUUAAUUUGUGAGUAUUAUUAUUACUAUUUGGUCAAUAACGUGACGGAAAAGAAAUAUAUCUUUCUGAAAUAUUUCUAAUUUAAUGAAUUAUUUCACGUUGGAUGAUGCCCACAAUUAUAUGUGGUCUUCCCUAUAGUAUAAUACACAUAAAAUUUGUGUAUACUAUGUGUUUUCAUUGUCUUUCGCUAAAAGCAGAAAAAACUACAUCACAUCAUCAUGUGAACUUUAUGUAUUUCAAAAUUCUUUGUGUAAACAUUUGACUGGCUGUAUGUAUAAUAACUUUUCUCUUAUUGUGAUAAUUAUUUAGAUUGUUAUUGCUUUUAUUGUCGGUGUUGUUGUUGCUGUUGUUAAGAGAAGUUUGCGUUUUGGCUUUUCGUUUAUUUAUUUGUUUAUUUUUUUUUUUACAUUUAAAUGUACUGAUGAUAUUUAUUCACUGUCGAAUUUGUCUUCUUUCACUGAAUGUUAGAAACUUACGUGAAAACAUUAUAGGUUCUUAUUUCUGUCAUAAUGCAUUAUAUAAUAUGAAAAAAAUAUUUUAUUUUAAUGAUAUUCAUCAUCUUAUUUGCUGUGUAUUGACAAAUCAUAACGAUGAAGUGUUGUGUUGAACAAAUAUGGAUAUUCAUUUAUUCUUAUCUACAAAAUAUUGUUUUAAUUUUCAUCAGGUUAUAGAUUUCAUGUCAAUCAGUGGAAGGUAAUUAGUAGUAGGAAGCAAUGUAUCUAAGAUUUGUUCUUGUUGAUACUCGUCGGCAAAGUGUAUUUGCAAUGUUGAACAAAACGAUGGUUGUCCUGAAAUUUGUAACCACAAAAAGAAAUGAAUACGGAAAUAGAUUAUAA
Molecule: messenger RNA, 9805 nt
Organism: Schistosoma guineensis
Lineage: Eukaryota; Metazoa; Platyhelminthes; Trematoda; Strigeidida; Schistosomatidae
Source: the annotation of a GenBank genome assembly